GUUUAUUAAGUUGAAGGAACCACCGUAGCGAGAUAGUGACGGUGAGGUUUUGAGCGUUAGCCCUUCGUCAGGGCGCAUUGGAAAUUAGUCGUGAGCGCCUUUGGAUGGGUUGGAGUUACGAAUGUGAAAUAUUCAUUUAUAAAAAUGGCUGAAGUUUGUUUCCUUUUCUUAGAAGUCUUUAGGUUCUUCAUAAAUUUUGCGCCUUUUCUAUGAAGUUCUUUAAUAACAUAGUUGCCGCCAGGCGUGAUCCGCGCAGGAGUCCUCGCAUUCUUUCCAGUUUUCCAGAGUCCAUUCCGAUUUCAGAUUUUAAGAUGGCAACUCACCCGCAAUGCCGUCUGGGUAAGGAGAAAGCAAACAUGGCGUACAGAGACGAGAUUGAUGAUGCAUUUGAUGCUGCUGUUUUCCUGGAGGAAAGAUGUUAUGAGAGUGGUUAUAAGGAAGGUUACAAGGAUGGAAAAUUGAAGGGUCUGCAAGAGGGACGUCACUUGGGUUUGAUGAAAGGCUGUGAAGUUGGUGGCGAGGUUGGAUUUUAUCUUGGAUUUGUUUCAAUGUGGCAUGAGAUUUUGCUGGAAAGUCCUGAUGCAAAACAAAGGUAUCACGUUGACUAUUAAUGACGUCUUCUGAAUUCUGAAUUAACUCGAUAAAUUAUUAUGAAAGUAACCAGUAUGGUUACAUGUAUUAUUAUAUUAUUCUGUUGUAAUAUAAUAAUACAUGUAUGUUAUUCUAUUUUGAUCAUAUUUUACAACUUGUAAAGCGCCUAGAUCAUGCUUGGAUAGGCACUAUAAAAAUACUAUUUAUUAUUAUUAUUAUUAUUAUUUUCUACAUAAAUAUAUAAUUCAAAUAAGAAAAUGUCAUUAUUUGUAUUUUUCUAUAUGCUACAUUUUUUUUCCUGUAUAAUUUGCCGUUUUGUUUUACAAAAACGGCUGAUGACUACUCCUUGAAGACAAAUUUUGCUAGAACGACUACUUUUAAAAACACUUAUUUUAAUAGAAUUAUGGAGAUGUGGAAUUCGAUACCCUUAGAUGUUAGGUUAUCUCCUAGUUGUGCAGUGUUUAAGUCGGGAAUGAAGAAGUUUUUAAGUGAGAAAUGAAUAUUUGAUUUAAUUUUUUUUUUCUUGAUUGUUAUUACAUGAUUACUUAUUUAGAUUAGCUACAUGGUGAUCUGUCUUGCAUGGAGUGUUCCACUCUUUUACAGAUUAUCCUUAUGGCUUCGCUUGUUUGUGUAUGCCUUUAGACUUAGAUUUUAAUUGCCAUUAAAUUGUAAUAAAUAAAUCUGGCACAUGGGUAGAUCAAAGACAAUGCUGCACCUGGGCAAAGGGAAUUGCUGUGAGAAAAUAGCUGACUGGGUAAACAAAGUAUGCAACCAUCUCUACUGGUGUGCCACAUCCACCAAGGAGGGCUUCCAGGAGAUGAUGACAGCCAAAUGGAAAUCUUUUAUGGAGCAUGUUGCCAACAAACAUGACAAUCAUCCGUCUUCACUUUUCAAGAAGUGUGCAAAUGAGGAGAUUGACAACCAAUGGUACAUCAGGAUAGGCACUGUUAUUAGACAUGUUAAAAAAUCAAUCAAUCCUCUAUACCAACAGUGCACACCAAAGAACAACCUAAAAAAAAAGGACAUUGAAAACUCAGACAUGAAUUUUCAACUGAUGGUGAUGCUUUUUCUUUUCUUGUAAGGAACCACUACAUACAAUAAACUAUACAAGCUUCUGACAAGUGCAGACUUGUAAAUGACAUUAAACAGUUGUCACCAGAUGCUCAGACUUUCCAUUCAGCCCUUGACCACUCCCACCCAAAGAUGGUCUGCUUCUCCUGGUUAGGGACAUUUUGCAGGUAAUGGAAUCUAAGGAGAAACGAAAAGAAGGCGAAAAAGUCUACCCUUCAGUCAUCUGUCAUCUGUCAGAUUUAAAACUUUCUCAUCCCAUUUGUACAAAUGUCACCCAAAAGUGAUUUUUUGCAGUCAUCGUUAACACAGUGCUUUACAUUAAGAAACGCUUUGGAAUGCUACAGGGACCCCUUCUGCCACCAUCUUCUACAGCUUGACUAACGUGACGUCAUAGCCUCACCUUCAUUAGGUGGAAACAAAAUGGCAGCCAGCUGGAGCAAAAUGAGGAUUUUGUUGUCCCGAUUAUUUGCUACAAAGUUGAUGACAGAGCAAAUCAUUGCUAUUAUCAGAUAUUUCAUGGUAUGAACUUUCAUUUAAGGUAAAAUGUUUCUAGACCUUAGUUUCCCUUUAAACCAAAACUUCAAUUUGGAAUUCUUCAACCGAUUCGGAACUCUUCCAUUCAAUGAACUACCAGGAAUAUCAUCCUGUCAAAAAUGCAAACCAGACACAAGGUUGUCUCGAAAGGACGCCAUGCUGUUGUGUUUGACCGUGGCCCUCGAUGCCUUGUUUUCAUGCAACUCGACCCAGAUCAUUUCAGACAUCCCCAUUUUGGAAUAAGGCGUAUAUUUCUUUUUUUUGAGUUUUAACACUUGACAUUAAUAAGGAGUAUCAGUUGCUAUUUUAAGCUACCCAAUAAAACAUGUAAUUAACACCUGGUAAUUUAACUCUCCCAUAAGUGGACAACUGCCAUAUUUUUCUUGGGGCUCCACUUACGGGAAUAAUUCUUGUAAGCAGACAGCACUACUAACGGACACUUUUUCCAAUUCCCAAUGGUGUCCGCUUACGAGAGAGUUGAUUCUAUAUUUUUCAAUAAUUUAUGUUGACACAAUUACAAUUAUUGUAACUGACUAAGCAUUACUAGCAAUGUGUGUGUUAUUAUCGCAAAAAUAUUAUAUAUUAAUGAACAGGUACUUACAUUCUUGGCAAUGAUUCAACUUGUUUUGUUUUGCAGGCACUACUGCAAAUGACAAACUGAAGAGCUUGCUCACUGCCAAACUUCUCUUAGGAGACACAUUAGAAAGCUUUCAGAUGCCCAUACCAGUUGUCUAGAGGUCUUUCAUGCCACUUUAAACCACUGGUGUCAAAAGAUGAUUGGGUUCUCUUGGUUGGGAACUUUCUAAAGAUUGGUAUCAUUAUAUCUCCAAUAUGCAUGGUCAUCUAAGCCACAGCAGCACAGCAGAGCUAACUGGACUCAUGAACAAAGCUAUAUCCAUAUUUUGCAGUUUUGAUCCGUUUCUUAAUUUUUUUAUGUGAUCCAAUGCAAUUGCUAUUUGACAAUCCUAUAAUUUAUUUCUUUUUCCUCUUUUUUCAUGUAGGCACAUCCUUACAAGCCUGCACUUUAAUGAGAAUGUUCAGAGGGAUACCCAGUUAUCCAAGGAAGGUAAAAAGUGUUACCACAUAGCUUUUUCUAAUUCACACUUAGAGAGGAGGUUGUGAGAAAAGUAUCUUCUCCACAUACAUAUGGUAAUUGUGUAAUAAAUUCCUGUCUAUACUAGCUGUGGUCACACUGUGCACUUUUGCCCUAGGUAAACUUGACUUGUUGACAGUUUUACGUAGGGACACUUACAUUUAGAAGUGUGACCGAUUUUUCCCCAGGUAAAUUACCUAGGGAAAAUAUUUUCCAUCGAGGUUUGAAUAUUUCAAGAGAACAAUAGACUUUCCCUUGACAGUUACCCUACAUGUUUUGAAGGGGUAAACUGAAAUCCCAAAGGUAGUUAGCCAAUAGAUGCUCAUCGGCAAAUGCGCUGAUGACAGAUUUGAUUUUAUCAUGUCAUGUUUUACUUGGAAAAGAUCGAAAUGCAAGUCUUUUGCUGCUUUUGUCACGUGAGUGUUGGUGUGUCAAAAGAAGAUGACGUGGUUUAGAUCGAAUGUGCAAGUAUAAAUCAUUUGCAAUCACUACACCUUUCAUUUGGCUGAAUUUACUCAAGAUUUAGUUUCGUUGUUUGCUAUAGCUUUUAUUAAUCGGCUUAUAAUAUUUCAUUU
This is a messenger RNA of Orbicella faveolata, 3864 nucleotides long. Its product is annotated as protein LTO1 homolog. The record is from RefSeq and is a predicted model, not a curated record. NCBI's taxonomy places the organism in Eukaryota, Metazoa, Cnidaria, Anthozoa, Scleractinia, Merulinidae.